This is a messenger RNA of Babesia bigemina, 1861 nucleotides long. RefSeq lists its product as hypothetical. NCBI's taxonomy places the organism in Eukaryota, Apicomplexa, Aconoidasida, Piroplasmida, Babesiidae. The annotation marks the transcript as partial. The record is from RefSeq and is a predicted model, not a curated record. The transcript has a single exon.
CCACGAUUACUACACGGUUCGUCAUUUGCCUCAUUUCGCCGCGAGGAAAUAUCCGUGCUCCGUAUUUGACAUGCUCAAGUGGCUGUGCGGCCUCACUUCCAGUACCGUCUACAACGACCUAACACUCAACGGCUUCGAUGUGCUGUUUGAGAAAGACGAAAAAGAGACGGAGGCUGUAACUGAUUUCGUUGUUGUGGAAGCCAAGCCCCCCUCUCUGUCGGCAUACCCGUAUGACAUCACUUCUCGUAUAUUAAGCGGUGAACUGGCAGAGGUUUGCCACUACUCGCAGGACGUGCUCACCUGUCUGCUUGGCAAUGGUCACGCCGAUGGCAUCUACGCUUGUGAGUUCAAUACCAACUACGACGGGUUCAUGUAUCCCGGUAAUAUGGACACGUUAUUGUGUAUGUUGCGUGAGAUUGUAAACCGCGUGUACCUUCAGCUGCACUUCCUAUUCCAACAGUGUCAGUACGGCACUUCGCUGAGCGGUUGGCUGGAAUGUGAGUACGGUAGAGACGUCGGCGGCUCGUCAUGGCAGUGCAAUACCAACCAAUGUGCUGAACAAAAGUGCAAGCAAAUAGCUGACCAAAAGAGGAACCAAAACUGUAAGUUACACCCUAAGUGCGGAGUAAAAUCGCCAUUGCAAUCCUUCCUUGAAGACGGUCUCCAGGGCUUCUUGCCGCAUCAAAUCAAAUAUGAAAAAGGCAAACUGGAGUGCAACGUUAAGUCUCAUGCCGGCAUACAGUGUAUCACGCCGAUGGGCUUUGCCGACAUCAGUCACGUUGCUUCCCUUACGCAAACAGGGCACCGCAUCGCGGAUGUGCUUGCUGGCUUCUGCGGCAAUCAGAUGUCUCCUCUGGCUAAGAUGUGCAGUCUACUGAAUUGCGCUAUUCUCAGUGCGCCGAAAACACUGGGUGAGAUGUUCGCAUUUUAUUACGGGUUCCUUGAUGGGUACUAUGAUGGAAAUACGAAACGCAUGAAACAUCGGGAACUGCCUUAUGCGGAAGCUGUAAAAGAUGCCAAUUUCAAAAACGACAACAACAGAUUGGACAUUACGUCGAUGUUCAAGAGCUCUUCUCAUGAAUCCGUUCCUGCGUCUACCCAUACCAACGGUGACCUGUUCUCCCUUGUUGGCUGCAAUCCGAAGCAGAAUCCAAUCUUCCCCUGUGGACCGUAUUUGCAAUCUUUAUCAUUAUCUAUUCAUUGCAUGUUUUCUGAAAAUCACGCUGAUAAAUAUUUGUCUUGGAUCGUUUACAUCACGGAGACUUUUUACGACCUGUUGAAGAAACUGUAUGACGACUGCUGUGGAACCUGCAAGAAGCCUGGUAGCAGGUGCUAUGAAAAAUGCUGUACUGAAGGAUGCGAAGUAAAAAAGGCAUAUGAAGCAAUAGAGUCAAAGAGUGAUAACACUGAUGCAAAGAAACUCGACGGCAAGAAUCACGACAAAAAUUGCAAGUCAAUAGUACAGUGCCGCAACACACAUCCUAAUCUGUAUAAAUACGGUUUCACAUUCGGCAAUCCAUUGGGUCUCAGUGGCAUCGCAAAUAAUAUAGCUACGCAGAGGACGUGCAAAGAUUUCUGUGAAGCGUUGAAAUUGAUGCUUGGUGAGAAAUCUCUGCUUAUUGAAUUACGCAAGCAAAUCGAUCAAUUCUUGUGGGAUAUUAGAACAAAUUUCUCAAUCACCGUAUUAGCCCUCUGGCUCCUCUCCUUCCUCUACCUCCUCCACAUCAUGGUCAUCCGCCUCGACCUGCUCCACAUCAAAUCGCAUCUACAUAGUCCCUCAUCGCAUCGCAUAGCUGCUCAAUCACUACUCGCUGCUGCACGUGUUAACAAGCUUAACAGGGUGUUUUACCUGCAACCGUAA